Thamnophis elegans (Western terrestrial garter snake) is the source of this 1478-nucleotide messenger RNA. RefSeq names its product FCF1 rRNA-processing protein (gene FCF1). The coding region runs from base 235 to 831 and encodes 198 amino acids. NCBI's taxonomy places the organism in Eukaryota, Metazoa, Chordata, Lepidosauria, Squamata, Natricidae. The record is from RefSeq and is a predicted model, not a curated record. The transcript is spliced from 8 exons. Gene Ontology annotation, cellular component: nucleolus; small-subunit processome.
GAACAGGCGAAGCGGAGCAGGGAGGAGGAAGUCGAGCUGAAAAAAUGCAAACAGUCGAUCGCGACUCUGUCGCUCCCUGAGCAAAAACGGAACCAGAGUUGCUCUAGCCUCCCCCUGACGGCGAUGACCGGAAGUGAUGCGUUAAAAGCGGGACACGUGUGCCGUGCGGCGGAAGUAGCUCCGAAAAAAGUUUAGCGGUGUUGUCCGCAGAGGCUGCAUGGUGGGAACUGGGAGAUGGGGAAACAGAAGAAAGCACGGAAAUAUGCUGCCAUGAAACGCAUGAUCAGCCUUCGUGAUCAGCGCAUUAAAGAGAAAGACCGAGCAAAAGCUAAAGAAAAGAAGAAAGAAGAUCCCAGUGCCAUCAAGGAGACAGAAGUCCCCAAAUAUCCUUCAUGUUUAUUCUUCCAAUAUAACACACAACUAGGACCUCCGUAUUACAUCUUGGUGGAUACCAAUUUUAUUAAUUUUUCCAUUAAAGCCAAAUUGGAUCUAGUGCAAUCAAUGAUGGAUUGUCUCUAUGCCAAAUGCAUUCCUUGUAUCACAGAUUGUGUCAUGGCUGAAAUUGAGAAACUGGGACAGAAGUAUCGUGUAGCUUUAAGGAUAGCAAAAGAUCCCCGAUUUGAGCGCUUGCCGUGUACUCACAAAGGAACGUAUGCUGAUGACUGUUUGGUACAGAGGGUCACCCAGCACAAAUGUUAUAUAGUGGCUACUGUAGACAGAGACCUGAAGCGAAGAAUACGAAAGAUCCCAGGAGUACCAAUAAUGUAUAUAUCCAAUCACAGGUAUAACAUUGAGCGGAUGCCUGAUGAUUAUGGAGCUCCUCGAUUUUAAAUGUGAUAAAAAGUGCUUGCCAUGUUGAAUUCCAGUACACUGAGCCAGUUAUAAUGAAUUUAUAAUCUGGGUUCCUUUGUUAUGGUGCUUGGAAUUUGAACUAAUUCAUUAAACAAAUCUCUUCCAGAUAAAAUGGACAUUCUAUUCCAGAGGUGUCAAACUCACUACAAACUCAAACUCACAUUGUCACGGCGGCAUCACAUGACAUACCUGGACUUUUUUUUCCCUUUGCUAAAUGAUGCAUUGGUGUGGUCAGUGUAUGACGCACCCGGCCCAUGGACUGGGAGUUUGACAGCCCUGUUCUAUUCCAUGUUCUGGGAUCUAGUAUAAACAUUUAUAUUGCUUGUAAAUAUGCUUCUGAGAAUUUCUUCCUUAUUAUUAAGAAAUUUUCUCAUGAUGCAGCCAUCUUACAAAUGUUCAAUAUUCAUAUAUGAACUGUUGAAGUCAGUGUUUCUACAGUAUCUAUGCAGAAAUUCAGCCACAUGCUUAAAAUUGUCAAAACACUCAAUUUGGGUGCAAAGAAACCCUCUAUUCCAUACAUAUAUAAUAAUUUAAUGUAUGUGGAAAAUUACAAGCAUUGAUCCCGGCAUUAAUUAAAUAAUAUGAAGAAACCAAUAUAUAUAGAAAUAAAAAUUUCCCAACCUAAA